Suillus subalutaceus is the source of this 1554-nucleotide messenger RNA. Its product is annotated as cytochrome P450. Gene Ontology annotation, molecular function: monooxygenase activity; heme binding; iron ion binding. Bases 1 to 1554 code for a protein of 517 amino acids. The record is from RefSeq and is a predicted model, not a curated record. The transcript is spliced from 11 exons. NCBI's taxonomy places the organism in Eukaryota, Fungi, Basidiomycota, Agaricomycetes, Boletales, Suillaceae.
AUGUUGAUUCCCAACGUCACUUGGCUGGACCUAUGUCUUGCUGGUAUUGGAGCAUACCUGGUCAAGCAGGUGUUCAACAAGAAUCCCACAUCAUAUCCCCCCGGUCCCCGUGGGUGGCCUCUCGUUGGGAACAUCCAAGCCAUACCUCAAAUUAAGCCUUGGCUCACCAUUGCAGAGUGGGGCAAGAAAUAUGGUGCUAUCUCGCAUGUCGAGGUCCUGGGUCAGCACAUCAUUGCGCUGAAUUCAGUCAAGAGUGCGAUGGACAUGUUGGACAAGAAAGGCACUAUGUACUCUGACCGUCCUGUUAUGCCUAUGGCUGGCGAACUUGUUGGCUGGAAACACUCCUUGGCUCUUCUUCCACAUGGUGACCGCUUCCGCCAGCAGCGCAAGAAUAUGCACAGAAUCAUGGGCAAUCGCGCCGCCUUGAAUGUCUACCACCCGGUCGAGGAGAUUGAGACUCGCCGAUUCCUGAAGCGUGUGUUUUCGAACCCCGAACAACUCCAAGCUCAUGUUCGACAUACCGCUGGCGCUAUCAUUCUGCGAAUUUCUCAUGGUUAUGAGGUGAAGGAGAACAACGAUCCAUUUAUCGACCUUGCAGAGCGCGCUGUGGACCAAUUCUCGCAGUGCACUGCUCCCGGCGCCUUCAUGGUUGACAUCAUGCCAUUCUUGGCCAACGUCCCUGAAUGGUUUCCUGGUGCUGGCUUCAAACGCUUAGCCCGCGAAUGGUCCAAGACUCGCGAGGAUAUGGUUGUCACACCCUACAAGUUCGUUAAGGAUCAAAUGGCUGCUGGCAUUGCCCCGACGUCUUUCACCUCGAAUCUGUUGAAGGGCCGUACUUUAUCUGCGGAAGAGGAUGAUUUGGUGAUGUGGUCUGCUGCAUCCCUAUACGCUGCUGGUUCCGACACGACAGUUUCUACAAUCUACUCUUCUUUCCUUGCUAUGACAUUGUUCCCUGAUGUGCAGAAGAAGGCCCAGGCUGAAAUAGACGCUGUCGUUGGUCCUGAUCGUCUUCCCUCCUUUGCAGAUCGCGACUCCCUCCCUUAUACCGAGGCGCUUGUGAAGGAAGUCUUCCGCUGGAGUGUUGUCAUACCAACUGGUGUCCCCCAUCGCGUCACCGAGGACGAUAUCUAUGACGGGUACCACAUUCCAAAAGGUUCCUUGGUAAUACCUAACAUUUGGUUCAUGCUCAAUGACCCGCGGACAUAUGGUAACCCCUCGCAAUUCAACCCUGAACGCUUCUUGGACAAUAACGGGAAAGAUCCUGAACUCGAACCUCGCACGAUCUGCUUUGGUUUUGGUAGACGUAUCUGCCCCGGUACGCUUAAAUCAUGCUCAACAAACAGUCUCCACCUCGCUGAUGCUUCCGUCUGGAUAUCCACCGCAAUGUCACUCGCAGUGUUUGAUAUCUCCAAGGUCGUUGAGAAGGGUGUUGAGAUCACCCCUGAAGUUGACCAUACAUCAGGCACGAUCAGCCACCCCAAGCCGUUCAAGUGCUCUAUUAAGCCUCGUUCUACAACCGCCAUUGCGCUCAUUCAACAGGAUGCUAACUACUAA